This is a messenger RNA of Fraxinus pennsylvanica, 2175 nucleotides long. NCBI's taxonomy places the organism in Eukaryota, Viridiplantae, Streptophyta, Magnoliopsida, Lamiales, Oleaceae. The record is from the annotation of a GenBank genome assembly.
AUGUAUGCAAGGCGUCGUGGUGGUGGGCCGGGAAAUGGGUACAGGUCUAAUGUGAUGGGGAUGGGCGGGGUGGCAGCUGCCUCUCGAAUUUCACCUGAAGGUUCAAUUAGAGGUCAUCAGAUGUAUAAUUCCGAAUAUAGAAAUUAUAAUCGCAGUGGCUAUGGACGUGGUGGCCACUCAAAGCCGUUCCAGCCACCCUUGCCACCACCGCGCGAGACUGACAUAUUUAUGGAAGCUGGUAAGCUAGCAGCUGAAUAUUUAGUUACUAAAGGGAUCCUGCCUCCAAAUGCACUUUCAGGAAAGUGGCAAAAUGGCGACUGGAAGAACCAGAUGGAGGAUUUUAUGCAGAUUCCUAUGGACAGUCGUACAUCAGCUCAUUCCCGUUUGGGGACUGCUGCUGUGGAUGUAGGUCCUGGCAGGAGAAGGUAUUCUGAUGAAUAUAACUUGAUGGGGUCGAAAAAUUCUAUGAGAGGAAGGAGAAGAACUGGGUCCUCCAAAAAUCAUGGUUCAGAUUGGAACCCAGAAUUUGUGAGGAGUGGGUCGUGGUUUGAUAGGGGCAGGACUUCACCAGGUAUGGAGGCUGACAAUGAUAUUUUUGCUGGACUUCAGGAUGAGCAGUCUGUUAAAAAAGAUAGUGAUACUGGAGUGCAGAGUUUGUCUGCUGGCGAGGUAACUCAAGAGAGUGAUAGUGCAACUGAUCUUCAGUCGGGCUUAGAGAAAUGCAAUUUAGCUGAUGAUGCAGGUGCAAAACCAGGUUCUUCUGGCAAUGAGAAGGAUGUCCCAUCAAAUGAUGAUGUGGAAACACCCAUCAAAGAGUCAGAUGGUAGUUCUACUAUGUCCAAUGAAGAAGCUGAGGAGGAUAAAGAGGGGAGAAAUUAUAAUGAUUUGGAGCAAAAACAUGACGAGAAUAUGGAGGUCACAGGUUCUUUACAGGACGGCAGUUUAGCAAGUGAGAACAAUGUUGAGUUGAUGAGGUACUGCAAAUUUGCAAAUGUUCCAACUAAAACUCGUUCGUCGUUGGCAACUAGGGGUUCAAAGGUUGACCUGGAUCCCAUCGCUGAGGAAGAGACCAUUAAUGAGGGCAAACUUUCUAAAGAUUCUGGGGUCCAAGUCAUAGAUGUGCCUUCUGAUGGUUCUGCUGUUAAUGCUUCAUCUCAUCAAAGCCACGAACCAAACAGCCUCCCUGAUGUUCUGAAAGCUCCAUCCGUGGAGGAAGAACUGGGUGUUGCACACACUUCCAGGCAGGGGCACUGCUCAAUGUCUGGAUCUUUUCCCAAGAGAUCUGUGAUUAAUCAUCAAGAAGUAGAUGGGGCGUAUCCUGGAUAUGGAAGCAGCAACCCCAUCUUUUUGGGGAGAGGUGAAAAACGACCUCUAGACGAUGACAUUGAUGGUAGGGAGGAAGCUAAAAGACCUAAGGAAUGGGCUCCUUCAGUGGAAACUCAGCCUGAUGGCUGCUUGCCCCUUUCCAUCUCAAUGGAAAAUCAGCAUAAGUCAGUAGAGCCAAUUUCUUCACAUAGUGAGCAUGUAACUUUAUCUACUGAUCAGAAAAGUUCAGAUAUUUCGCUGUUCUCCAAAAGCCACAUAGAGUCAAGUGAGUACGCAGAAGAAAAACAAUUAUUUCCUGGUUCCUUUAAGACUUGCGACCUUAAUCUUAUAGAAACUUCUGACAUGAACGAGAAUCAUGCUGCUGAUCCCAUUCUUAUGUUCCGGUCUAUUACUGAAACUGGAAGACACACAGCACCUGUAGAUUUUGAUUUGUCCAUGAGUAGUUAUAAUUGCAAUGUGCAUAAUAAAUAUGGAAAACGUGGAGUUGAUGAUAAAGACAUCGAAGUGAUUGAUUUGGAAGAUGAUUCCAUGCAAGAAUACAAUACUUUCACUAAUGCUGAGAGAAGGGCUGAUUCUGUAUUUAAUGGGCUGGAUAACUUUCCUGAUAAUGUACAUAAUGCCACUGAGAUUCCCGACCAUCAAGACGGUUAUGGACUUAUGAUAUCAGAAUUGCUCGAAAAUGAUUCUGUACCCACAGAUCUGAAUGCUCUGCACAAUGACAUGGGCCUUCAUAAUGGACAGGAGAUUCUUGGUGAUGACGAUUCAAUAUACAUGUCCUUGGGAGAAAUACCGAUAAGCUUCCUCAGGGCCUGGGAGCAGCCAACACAAGAAUAUGGGAAACCGUUUUGA